This is a messenger RNA of Erythranthe guttata (spotted monkey flower), 698 nucleotides long. Its product is annotated as small ribosomal subunit protein uS9. The record is from RefSeq and is a predicted model, not a curated record. Gene Ontology annotation, cellular component: cytosolic small ribosomal subunit; ribosome. Gene Ontology annotation, molecular function: RNA binding; structural constituent of ribosome. Gene Ontology annotation, biological process: maturation of SSU-rRNA from tricistronic rRNA transcript (SSU-rRNA, 5.8S rRNA, LSU-rRNA); translation. Lineage: Eukaryota; Viridiplantae; Streptophyta; Magnoliopsida; Lamiales; Phrymaceae.
CACUCUCCUCCAAACCCCCCUCUGUAUUCCCCCGCCGCUCCGAAAGAGAAAGCAGAAAAAAAAAAAAAAAACUCCUCCGCAAUCAUGGCGACGGCGACUCCGACCACCGAGUCCGUGCAGUGCUUCGGCCGAAAGAAGACGGCGGUUGCAGUCACACACUGCAAGCGCGGCCGCGGCCUGAUCAAGGUGAACGGCGUUCCGAUCGAGCUGGUCCAGCCGGAGAUCCUCCGGUACAAGGCGUUCGAGCCGAUCCUCCUCCUCGGCCGCCAGCGCUUCGCCGGAGUGGACAUGCGCAUCCGCGUGAAGGGCGGAGGCCACACAUCCCAGAUCUACGCAAUCCGUCAGUCCAUCUCGAAAGCGCUCGUCGCCUUCUACCAGAAGUACGUGGACGAACAGUCGAAGAAGGAGAUCAAGGAUAUCCUCGUCAGGUACGACAGGACUCUGCUUGUGGCCGAUCCCAGGCGCUGCGAGCCGAAGAAGUUCGGUGGGCGUGGUGCUCGUGCUAGGUUCCAGAAAUCAUACCGUUGAAGAAUUGUUAGUGGUCACCUCUUGCUUUUUAUUUUAUUAUAUGCUUUUGGAACUAAAUUAAAUUUGAGUUGUUAUCAUUUUGGAUAUUUUCUGAGUUUCUUUUGUUUUUGCUGAAGGUUCUUAUGAGAGAGUUUUUGAGACCAUCUUUUAAUCAGUAGUUCUUAUUUAAU